Molecule: messenger RNA, 11876 nt
Organism: Pelodiscus sinensis (Chinese soft-shelled turtle)
Lineage: Eukaryota; Metazoa; Chordata; Testudines; Trionychidae
Source: RefSeq, a predicted model, not a curated record
GUUUUUUCCUUGUUUUUUGUAAAGGAGCCUGGAACUUCAGUUUCUAUCUCUUCAUCUACUUCAACAUCCUCAUCCUGGGAAAGACGAUUUCGUAGUAUGAAAUGUGAACCACCCAGUGGAUUCAUGUGCUUUAAUGGAGGUGAAUGUGUGCACAGAGGGCUCUGUGACUGCAGUCGAUUUAAUGCCACUGGAUCAAGAUGCCAGACAGUGUACAACACAGGUGCUGAAAGGGAUAACAUAUGCCGUACGUGGGGUCAAUACCAUUUUGAAACCUUUGAUGGACUCUACUACUAUUUCUCUGGGAAAUCAACCUAUGUUCUUGUGAGACAGAAUGAAAUAGAUGAACAGAGUUUCUCUAUACAGGUUAACAAUGAUCCAGAAUGCAAAUCUUCACCCUAUUCCUGUGAAAGGUCGAUUAGCCUAUUCUUUUCUGGAGAUGAAGAAAUAAAGUUGAGCAGUGAGGUCACCUACAAAGGACUUGGAAUACAAUUACCCCGUGCUAUAGGGAAUGUACAUAUCCAAAAACUAGCUGAGUACAUCCUAGUUAGACACCAGUAUGCCUUCACUCUGGCUUGGGAUGGUACAUCUGCAGUCUAUAUUAAAUUGACGCCAGACUAUUUGGACAAAACACGUGGGUUAUGCGGAAACAACAAUGCUGUACUGCAGGAUGAUCUUGAGACGAGUUAUGGAAAAUUGACUGAAGACAUUGCAGAGUUUGUAGAGAGCUGGAGGGAAAAUCGUCCACUGGGCUCUCCUGACUGGGAUAAUUCUCUUAACUAUGAGCCGCCCUGCUUGACCCAAAGCCAAGACGCUUUACAGAAGGCAUAUGCUCUGUGUAACACACUACGGUGGCCCCCAUUUGAACAGUGUCAUGAUUAUGUGAGUCCUUUUCCUUACAUGGCCAGCUGCACCAAUGACCUCUGCAUGUCAGCAGCUGAUAAUUCAACUUGGUGUCGAGCAUUAACUGAAUAUGCCAGGGCCUGUGCUCAUGCAGGAAAACCCCUUCAUAUGUGGCGGACACACUUUCAGCAAUGUGUUAUUACCUGUGAAGAACAUUUAAUCUACAAUGAAUGUAUCGACUGUUGCCCAGUUUCAUGUCAGCAAAAAACACAGUGUAUUGACAGUGAACUUCCCUGUGUCGAUGGAUGCUACUGUCCAGAUGGUCUAAUUUAUGAAAACAAAUUAUGUGUCAAGCCUACAGAAUGCCCUUGUGAUUAUCAUGGAAGUUUCUAUAAAGCAGGAUCAGUGGUUUAUGAGGAGUGCAAUAACUGUACUUGUAUUGAAGGAAAGUGGACUUGCACAAAUCUUACCUGUCCAGCUGAAUGCUCUGUCUCAGGAGACAUUAACUUCAUGACAUUUGAUGGACGCAAAUACACUUUCCAAGCUCCAUGCCAAUAUAUUCUGGCAAAAAGCCACAGAUCUGGCAAGUUUACAGUGUCUCUACAAAAUGCUCCUUGUGGACAGAACCAAGAUGGAUCAUGUAUCCAAUCAGUCAGUCUUAUUCUUAAUCAGGAUCCCAAGAGGCAAGUGACUCUGACUCAUUCAGGAGAUGUUUUGAUAUAUGAUCAGUACAAAAUUAGCCUGCCCUAUUCGGAUGAUUAUUUUGAAAUAAGGAAGCUCUCCUCUGUGUUUUUGCAAAUAAAGUCUCGCAUUGGACUACAGAUACUGUAUGACAGGCAGGGGCUAAGGCUCUAUCUUCAAGUUGAUGACCGAUGGAAGGAUGAUACUGUGGGCCUUUGUGGAACCUUCAAUGAGAACAUGCAGGAUGACUUUUUAUCUCCAGUAGGAGUCCCUGAAAGCACUCCUCAGCUGUUUGGGAACUCUUGGAAAACUUCAUCGGCAUGUGCCUCUGGGUAUGAUCAUUCACCUGUGGACCCUUGUGAUAUCCACUUACAGGCAGCCUCUUAUGCAGCAGAAGCUUGUAGCAUCAUUACAAAAGAACUCUUUGCUGCGUGUCACACCUAUCUGAGUCCUGUUUCCUAUUUUGAGCAAUGUAGAAGGGACACCUGCAAAUGUGGGCAGAUUUGUUUGUGCUCUGCUUUAGCCAAUUAUGCUCAUCAAUGCCGAAGACAUGGAGUAAUAAUAGAUUUUAGAUCUAGCAUCCCAGACUGUGCUCUUUCAUGUGAAGACACAAAGGAGUACAGUACCUGCAUAUCUACCUGUGGUCAAACCUGCCAAACAUUUUCAAUGCCAGAGACAUGCAGCAGUGAUUGUGUUGAAGGUUGUGCUUGUCCUGUUGGAAUGUAUUUGAACAGCAAGACUGAAAGAUGUGUACAGAGGAAUGAGUGCCCUUGUUAUUUUCAAGGAAUUGAAUAUCCACCUGGAGAAAAUAUCAUCACAUCUUUGGGCAAAUGCCAUUGCAAAAAUGGGAUGAUGAGUUGCAAGAACAACAUUGUACAAGGCUGCCCAGAGGGCCAGAUCUAUGUUAACUGUAGUAAUCCACGAGCUAAUAUGGAGCUUAGCAGAGAGAGAACCUGUGAGAAUCAGCUGCUAAAUCUCACCUUCUCCGCACAUCUUCCUUGUCUUUCAGGAUGUGUUUGUCCACAAGGCCUUGUUAAACAUGGUGAUACAUGCUUUGAGCCAGGUGAAUGCCCGUGUUCAUGGAAAGGAAAGGAAUACUUCCCAGGUGACAAAGUCAUUUCUUCCUGUUAUACCUGUAUUUGCCAGCAUGGGUCAUUUCAAUGCACCUUCCAUCCCUGUCCUUCAAUGUGUACAGUCUAUGGGGAUCGGCAUUACAGGACAUUUGAUGGACUCACAUUUGACUUCUUUGGAGGUUGUAAGGUUCAUCUAGUUAAGAGCACUUCAGUUACUAGUUUUUCAGUCAUUACACAAAACGUAAACUGCUUUAAUACUGGAAUAAUUUGCAGAAAGUAUCUUUCCAUUAAUGUUGGAAAAUCUUUUAUAAUAUUUGAUGAUGACACUGGAAAUCCAAGUCCAUCUAGUUAUAUAGACAAACUACAAAAAAUACAUUUAUGGAAAGCUGGAUUUUUCACACUUGUCCAUUUUCCUAAUGAACACAUCACCAUUCUGUGGGACCAGAGAACAACUAUUCACAUACAGACUGGACCUCAGUGGCAGGGUGAACUGACAGGAUUAUGUGGAAAUUUUGACUUGAAAACAAUAAAUGAAAUGAGAACGCCAGAAAAUUUUGAGUUAACAAACCCUCAAGAGUUUGGAAGUAGCUGGUCAGCUGUAGAGUGUGUUGACAGCUCUGACAUUCGAAAUCCAUGCAGCUUGAACCCUCUUAGAGAGCCCUUUGCCAAGAAGGAAUGUGGGAUACUAUUAAGUGAAAUGUUCGAAGCUUGCCAUCCAGUGGUUGAUGUCACCUGGUUUUAUUCAAAUUGCUUGACAGACACAUGUGGUUGCAACCAAGGAGGUGAUUGUGAAUGUUUCUGUACAAGUGUAUCGGUGUAUGCACAUCAAUGCUGCCAGCAUGGAGUCAUAGUAGACUGGAGAUCCCCCAGAGUGUGUCCUUAUGACUGUGAAUAUUUCAAUAAAGUUCUAGGAAAGGGUCCCUACAAACUGGUCAGCUACUUGGAUGGAGAAGUCACGAUGGCAGCCAAACUGUUGGGUGGUUAUGUUUUCCCAGCAAGAGCAGAAGAUUUAGUUCCAGGAGUAGCUGUGAAUUUUAUGCUGACUUCAGGAUGGUAUAAGCCUAAAGCACAUGAUCCCAACUUGGUUUCAUUUGAAACAGCUGAUAGGCCAAAUUAUUUUCUUCAUUUGGCUUCCAAUGGUACCCUGCUUCUUUCCAAAUGGGAAGAAAGUGAAGAGUUCCAUAACAGAUCAACCUUUGCCAUCCACAAGAACACAUGGCUCCCAGGAUACAGUUCCUUUGAAUCAUUUGCAAAGCCAGGAUCCUUCAUCCACAUUUCAGCUUCCUCAAUUACUCUUUUGAAAUACCAGCAUUCAGAGGCAUUCAGACAGUCUGCUCUUUUUAAACUUGUAGAUGCCAAAUUUAAGUUCCCAGCCCAUUCUACAUGUGAGUGGCGUUAUGAUGCGUGUAGAAGCCCUUGUUUCAAAACAUGCAGAGACCCUUUGGGACAAAACUGUCAGGAUGUACCAAAAGUGGAAGGAUGUGUCCCCAUGUGUCCUCCCCAUAUGGUGUUGGAUGAAGUCACUCAGAGAUGUGUUUAUUUUGAAGAUUGCAUUGAGCCUGCAGUUGAUGUUCAACCUUCACUAUCCACAAUGAAAACACCCACUCUUUCACAUGUAACUUCUAGUGCUUUCAGUGUCUCGGAUGCAGCAGUUUUGAGUAAAAUAAUAACCUCAUCUCCUAUACCUGAAACAAAAGACACAAAAAUAUCACUAAAUGUUUCGACAUAUUCAACUGAAACUACAUUAUCUGGCAGAAGCACUAUUGCAAUGUCUGUAUCACCAAAAUCUAAUGCAAGCUUGCCUUCAGUACUUGAUGUUUUUCCAUCAACAAUUUCGGCCACUACAGAAAUCUCUGCAGGUAUACAAGCAAUCAGUAGUACUACUGCUAAGGUAUUUCAUGGUACGGAGCCUCAGUCUGCAACUGCAACACAUGCAGUGACUGAAAUCACUAAAACAGUAGGAAAACCAAUUUCUACUUUUAUUUUUACUGGAACAUCAUCAAUAGUAAGAGUAACAGAAUCACCAGUCACAACUUCAGCAAUAACAGAAAUCUCAGAAAUAGGCACUAGGAUACGUCCCACAGUGGAAACCAAACUAAAACCAGAAGAAACUACAGCCCCUUCCUUUGUAUCAGACACAGAAAAAACAACUACAUAUUUCACCAAAUCUACUGUGUCACCAUCUUUGGAAUUCUCUACUUACGCACCAACAGCAAAUCAGACAAGAACUUCAGAGGAAACAAAACUGAGUACAGAGCAAACUUUUUUCACAUUAGCUAAUGUCACUGAAACAUCAUUUUUGCCACCAACCACUUCAGAAACAACAAAAGGAACAGUAGUUUUUACCAAAGAAAGAAUAAAGACCACAUUUUUUCCACCACCUACACACCCUAUUCCACUGUUACCUGUAACACUGUCGAUUACUGAAAUUCCUACAGAUAUGGUUCAGUACUUGACAGGUAGUACAGGGGUAUUCCUUGCCGCCACUCAUGAUGCAAGGACAACAGCUCUGCAAAUUAAAGAGAUGUCAUCAUCAUCAGGAAUAACUGGCUUCCUAUUUACAACUGAUAAGAAAGAAAUAAUACAAACAACGAGUGGGGAGCAUCUAUCAAGUUCAUAUUUUUCUAGUUCAGCUUCAACUGUAAAACUCAGCACUCUUCCUACAAAAAGGCCUUCACUAUCAGAUAUAAGUGCUGCUUCUCCAGCUUUAACAGCAUCCAAAGAAACUUUGCAGACAGCAUCAACGACUAAAUAUCCAUUCAUAGUUCUAAAUAUGACAGAAACGCUGACUACUUUACUCACUACAUACCCUGUUUCAUCUCAGAGUGCCAGAGCUCCUCCUUUGCCCACAAAGCCAACCACAUCCUCUCAAAGAACAUCUACUGAAUACAAAUCACCUCUGUUUCUAAAUACAACAACAAUGAGCAUUGCAUCCGACACCAUUAGAACGACCACAUCAGCAACAAAAACAUCGGCUUUUGCAAAAGAAAUCAUGGAUUUGGUCCCUACAAUUCCACUGGCUACUAAAAAAUUGGAAUCAAUACAAACAACAUUCAUCACUGAAUCUCCACAUACUCUUCUUAAUGAGACUAAAACAACAAGGAUGAUUGUCCCUCCCGAUGAAUCACAAACAGAAACAAUUACUAGUGUACAUGCCAGAAAGCCAACAACAUUUGCUUCCUCACCAGCAAGUUCCCAAAUUCCACUGUCCACAUUUAGAACUCAGGUAUCAAUGAUAGCUAGUAGUUCUGUGCGUACAUCAUCUGAAGCUGCUAUUAUAACAACCAGUAUUUUAUAUCCCAAAACAACAAUACUAAAAUCUACUUUUCCAGCAGAAGGAAAGACUCCACAUUUGACUACCUCAACUUUAUCCACUAUAGCAGACCAACCAAGUUCAUUAAAAGCACUAUCUCCUGAUGAAUUGCCAGCAAAAGUCACUUUAAAUAUUACUGAUGCCACAUUAUCCCCAUAUUCUGAAUUCAGCAGUAGACUAAUAACUAGUAAAAAAGUGACAGCAGCCAAAGAAAGGUCAACUUUGUCCACUUCUGUUAUACUUCCAUUAACAAAGUCACCUCACAUGUUCUCUGCCACUCAAUAUCUGGCAGAGACAUCAGUUUCUCCACACACUUUAACACAAAAGAUACCUAAGGAGCCAGCAACUACAAAGCCCCCAGUAGAUACUAAAACAGUAUCCACCAUCUUAGCGCCUCCAACUAAAAACAUCACAGAAACAGUAAAACAAAUAGCAUCUACAACUCCAGUAUCAUUAGUCAAAGAUUACUCUUCUGCUACAACUUCAGGAGGUACUUUCUCAGCUCAAACUUCAUCAGCAGAAAUGGUUUCUAUACAGACCAGAGAGGAGUCAUCUAAACCACAUUUCGCUACCAAAUUGGCAAUAGAACAUGUUCCUUCAACUUCCAAACUUUACUUGGCAAGCAAAGAAAGUGCCACAACAUACCAGCCUCCAGUGGAAAUUUUGACCACCACUACUCAUCCAAAAGAUCUCUUUAGCACAACACAAUCUCUAGGAGAAUUUGCUACCCUGUACCCAUUCCUAACUGCUUCACUACCUGAGGUAGCUAUUUCAACAUUCUCUCCUACCUCAGUAGUUCCAGAAAAAGUUCUUUUGACUACUGAAAAAGUGUCACCCUUAUCUGAUACACUUUCACUGACUUAUGUACCAGGAACGGCCUCAUCUUUGCAGACAAAAUUCCCAACCUUAACCAGAAAAGAAAUGGACUUGACUGUCAGUACAAGACCAUUAGCUACAAUGAAAAAGGAAUUUCUGUCAUUUCCAGCCCAAAAGCCAGAUUUCAGUUUUGAAUCCACAAAGCAGUCAGCAGUGACUGAACCCCUAGUUCCUAGACAGCUAUCUACAGCCUCUAUAUCCAUAUUUCCUUUAUCAAAGAUAACAUCUACAUCACGUUUUCUGUCAGAAACAUCAAGCACUCCCACCACAAUGGAGGAGGAGUCAUUAGCAGGCACUCUUUUAACUCCAGUGAUUUCAACAACGUCUACAUCAGUGGGCAAAAGUGCUACAGAGAAGACUGUGGUGUUGUCUAAGCAUGUGCCACUUUCAACCACUUCCUACAGUUCCAUGUUCCAAGUAGGAACAGUGUUACCAGCUACAGCACGCUCUGUGAGAACAACCACUGUUUUAGCACCAUCAUCAGUAAGUAGUUUAAACAUCACUACAGCAUCAGCUACUUCAGCAGCGAUAAGAGAAGCCCUCACCACCUCUUUGUUUUCAGGGAAGCCAACAUAUUUUUCUGUUCCUUCAGAAACAGACAAAGCCGUUGCCUCAGAAACAGCUGAACCUGCAGGGCCAGAGCUGGUUACAAGACCACAGACGGUUCAUACUUCAAGCAUCACUGAUUUUGUCACCCCGACCUUAAAAAUAACACAGACACUUCAUUCUCCAUAUUUCACAAAUACAACGGUUAUGCCUCAUAAACUAGGUGUAUCAGUUUUGUCUACCAUAUAUUCAUCCUCUGAGCAAAAAACUGCCUUUUCUAGUGCCACACCAUCAGGCACCACUAUUCUAACUCCGAAACCUGGGACAACAUCUGUGACUGAGGUCCACACACCCUCAAUGAUUUCAUUGUUAAUGAUGCCAACACACCCAAAUGCUACCAAACCACUUUAUGAGUCUGCCACAGAGUAUUCUGGUGGGCUAACAACAGCUGAAGCUAUCUCAGGAGUCACAGCAUCAGUUUUCAUGCCAUCUAGAGAGACAGCAACACUCCAAACUUGUGUACCAACCACAGAGAGUGAGUGCAUAAAACACAUUUGCCUGGAUGGACAACUAAUCCAAGUUAACAAGUCACAGAACUGCCCUUACAAUGCAACUCAGCCCAGCUGUGGGGUUCUCGGGCUUGCUGUUCAGAUCAAUGGUGACAAAUGCUGCCCCAAAUGGGAAUGUGCAUGUCGCUGUACUUUUUUCUCUGAUCUGAGCUUUGUAACCUUUGAUGGGAAUCAUCUGGCUUUAUUUAAAGAGGCAUCCUACAUUGUUAGCCAAACACAAGAUGAAACUAUAACUAUCCAUAUCCUUGACUGCAGAAAUACCAAUAUGGAUCACCUAAACUUGACUUCGCUGUGCCUGGCAAUGCUGAAUUUAACCUAUUUGUCAAACCAAAUCACUGUUGAUCGUAUAAACAGAAAAAUAACUGUAAAUUCAAGAUAUGCCUGGCCUACGGUUAGAAAAUAUGGAUUUAAAAUUGAGGAUACUGGCUUCAUGUACCUAAUUGAGACACCAACCAAUAUCAGGAUUCAGUGGUUUCACAGUACCGGUGUGUUGAUCAUAAAGUCAAAUACAACCAGUGAGCCAAAAGCCUUGGGACUAUGUGGUUUCUGUGACGGACGCUCAGCCAAUGACUUGAUGCUACCCAACAGAACAAUUUUAAGCAAAACUGAUGCACCAUCGAAUUUUAUAGACACCUGGCAGGUGCCAGACACAUUAAAGUAUGUUGGAGAAGACAGGCACCAGGAAACUAAUUGUUCUAUUUUGGACUGUUCAAAGUGUUUCAGCUUGGUGUUGAAUCAGACCUUCAGUAGCUGCCAUCCUUAUGUUCCACCUGAGCUGUUCUGUGACCUGUGGGUCCGAGAUGUGGAAUACACUCAGAAUCCAUGUGUGGCACUUGCUUCCUAUGUGGCUAUGUGUAACAAAUUUAAUAUCUGCAUAGAGUGGAGAAGUUCAGAAUACUGCGCCUUCCCCUGCUCUGAAGGCACCACCUACCAGGCCUGUAUAGCUGCCUGUGACGUUCCAAGUAUGUGUCAGAAUGGUGAGCCCUCUCCUCUGGAUUUGGAGCCCUGCUCAGUGCUGACAGAAGGCUGCGUCUGUUCUGAAGGGACCCUUCUUCACCGGGCUCACUCUGCUCUCUGCAUUACAGAAGAGAAAUGUGCCUGCACAGACAGUUUGGGAGCACCCCAUGCAGUCGGGGAGAUUUGGAAAACCUCCCUUAGUGGAUGCUGCAUGCACAAAUGUGUUGACAAUGAGACCAUUAUUCCUGUGGAAUACAACUGCUCAGAUAUUCAUGAUGUAGACUGUCAGCGCUUUGGGGAAAUGGCCCUGAUUGUUCCUGAUGAUCAAACCUGUUGUCCUCAAAAGAUUUGCAUUUGUAAUCAGAGCUUUUGUGACUCCUUUAUCCCUGAAUGUAAGGGCUUGGAAAAGAUAGUCACCUACUAUCGUGAAGAUUCCUGUUGUCCCAAUUACACUUGUGAAUGUGACCCAUCCAAGUGUGAACCGGUGGAGCAGAGCCAGACCUGCCGAGAAGACCAAACACUGAUUGCUGCUCGUGUGGAGAGCACCUGCUGCAUAUCUUAUAUAUGUGCAUGCGGGGUUUGCUCUGAUCAGAUACCAAAAUGUCAGGAAGGAGAAGUGCUUACUGUGGAUGGCAACACUACAGAUAGAUGUUGCCCUGCAUAUCAGUGUGUUUGUGAAACCUACCGUUGCCAUGAAUUUCAGUGUGCACUGGGGAUGUCGUUGGUGGAAGUUUGGAGCCCAGAAAAGUGCUGUCCAUAUCGGACAUGUGAGUGUUCAUGUGACACAAUCACUAAACCUCAGUGCAAACUGGGGGAGAAGCUGCAGAUAGAUGAACAGUUUCAGAACAGCAAAGAGAAUGUUUGUGGCUGUACUAAGUACAAGUGUGUGAGAGACAAGGUGUGUCUGAAUAACGAGAGAGGAGUACUGCAUCCUGGACAGACAGUUGUGGAACGCACACCGGAUGGCAUUUGCCACACUUCUUAUUGUACAAACAUGAUUGAUCCUGCCACCAAAUACUAUCGGAUAAAUAUCUCCUGGAUAAACUGUGUCAUCAAGUGUGAAGCUAAUCAAGUGUAUGAGCCUCCAAAAGAUUUAACAACAUGCUGUGGUCACUGUAAGAAUGUAUCUUGUGUCCAUACUUUCAGCAAUGGAACAGUCUCCAAUUUUAAACCUGGUACCUCUUGGAUUUCAAACUGUGUCAAGUAUGACUGCACAACCACAGCAGUAGGACCUGUUUUAAUUACAUCUUCCAUCAGCUGCCCACCAUUUAACGAAACUGAAUGUGUGAAGGUUGGAGGUUAUGUCGUGCCCUUUCUAGACGGAUGCUGCAAAACAUGUAAAGAAGAUGGGAAAUUUUGUAAAAAAGUGACUGUUAGAAUGACUAUCCGCAAGAAUGACUGCAGAAGUAACACACCCGUAAACAUUGUUUCAUGUGAUGGAAAAUGCCCUUCUGCUAGCAUUUAUAACUACAACAUCAACACAUAUGCAAGAUUCUGCAAAUGCUGCAGGGAACUUGGGUUACAAAGACGAACUGUGCAAUUGUACUGCAGUGGCAACUCAACAUGGGUCAACUAUUCAAUCCAAGAACCUACAGACUGUUCUUGCCAAUGGUCUUGAGACAGCAUUACAAAAAGAGCACCCAGUGAGUCACUCUUUGGAAGAUAUACAAUUAUUCUCAGUAUGAUAAAGAUAUCUUUUACAUCUUUUCCUUAGAAAGUAAGUUAUCCAUCCACUGAAUAGUAUCAUUGUUUAAUAUUAAGAAGCAUAGCUGUUUUGGACUCUUCUGCAUUUUGAAAUAAUGGAUUUGCAUCAUCCCUUUCUAAAAUUAUUAUAAUGUUCACUUCUGGGAAUCAUCUCAAGAGUUCUUGUGAUAUGUGCCAACAUAAAAAGGAAAGAGAUUUCCUUGAAAAGAGACAAUCAGAGGAAUAAUGCUUUAUAUUUUAUUUCUGGAGGUUUGAUCCAUUCUUUGAAAGCCACCCAAAACUGUUUUAAAUACCUAAUAUAUAAGCUGUCUUGGCAGUGGUAUAAGAUCUUAAGUGUGUCACAAUAGUGCUUGAUGACUAUGGAAGAACAUUAUAUGGACGAUAUUAAAAAAUAUUCAGUUUAAAUCAAAUUGAUAUUGCAAAUAGGGCAUGCAUGAGUAAUUAAAUUAUAGAAAUUUUUACCAGAGAAGAUUUUCAAAACUGGUAAUUGUAUAUAUAAUAUUCCCUGGUAGUAAGUUUUGAUUUUUCUAAUGUAUUUUACAUUGUAGUAUUAAACCAUUAUGUUAGAUGUGUAAUGUAGAAGAAAUACAGAUUUUUUUAGGUUAUCCAGUUUAGAUAUAGGUAUUAGAUUUAUCCAACAUAUCCACUGUAUGAUGUAAACUGAAAACAUACAAGUUUAUCAAUGAAAAAAUAAAUUUCCCAUUACAGUUAUAUAGAUGCACUUUAUCUAAACAAACCCUUGUCUUCUAAAGCAUACCACAAGUUAAAUGUGUCUUAUACUGUUUAUUUAGGAGAAUCAACUUUACACUGAGUUGUGACCUUUUUAAGAAUAUGCCAUUUUCAUAAAGACAAAAGAAAAUCAAAAUUAUAAUUGGUCCCAUGUAUAUUUUAACAAAGAGAAAUUAUAAGUCAAUAAAAAUUGACUUCCUAUGUCCAAUGAUAUUUUUUGUGUUGCAAAAUGUUCAAAUUACCAAGUACAAUGUUCACAAAAUUGCUUUUAAAACUUGCAGUAAUUGAUAUUUUUGAUAUAACAAAACCAAAUAUUUUGUUCACCAACCCUCACCAUGCCAUCUGAACACAGUAAAAUUCCAAUUGCUUUAAUUUUAAGAAGUAAAGCUACAAGAGCUGCUAAGAUUUUAAGCUUAGGAACUAAAAACUAGAAGUGUAUUGUUGCAUAAUAAAUUGUAAAAAGCUGGUUUUUGCUGUUAAUCCAAUGAAUGGUUUUAACAAAACAUUCAUCACAUGAACAUUUUUGUUAUUUUGCUAUUUUAUACUUUUUAUAUGCUGUACAUGUCAUUCCUAUAAAAUCUAAUAAAC